This is a messenger RNA of Propithecus coquereli (Coquerel's sifaka), 1347 nucleotides long. RefSeq names its product autophagy related 101 (gene ATG101). The record is from RefSeq and is a predicted model, not a curated record. The coding region runs from base 395 to 1051 and encodes 218 amino acids. Gene Ontology annotation, biological process: autophagy; autophagosome assembly. Lineage: Eukaryota; Metazoa; Chordata; Mammalia; Primates; Indriidae. The transcript is spliced from 4 exons. Gene Ontology annotation, cellular component: phagophore assembly site.
UGUUAUAGCCGUCUGUCCUCUGCCUUGUGCAAGCGCGGGCGCUCCCUGGGGCAGCGGGAGUGAGGGCGCUCCUGGAACUCCCCAGUCCGGCUAGGCUUGGCGCGGGGCGCCGCCCCCGAGACAUCCGAGGAGUCAGCUCCUCCCCUGUUACUGGACCCUGGAGUCCGUCUCUCGUGCUUCAGCGCCCAUGCAGAGAUUGGAGCCUACUUGCAGAGGUCGUAUCUGCGGAGGUCGUACCUGGGAGUGAGGAGGAGGAGGAGGAGGAGGAAGGUCAUGAUCCGAGCCUGAGUAACCUGUGCUCCAGCCUUUGCGCAUAAGGGUGACCCCUGGGUGGGGUGAAGCUCCCCUGUCUGUAUCCUUGUACCCCACCCUAGUGUGGGCCGCUGGCUGCAGGAUGAACUGUCGCUCAGAGGUGCUGGAGGUGUCAGUGGAGGGGCGUCAGGUGGAGGAGGCCAUGCUGGCUGUGCUGCACACGGUGCUCCUGCACCGGAGCACAGGCAAGUUCCACUAUAAGAAGGAGGGCACGUACUCCAUCGGCACCGUGGGCACCCAGGAUGUCGACUGUGACUUCAUCGACUUCACCUAUGUGCGAGUCUCUUCUGAGGAACUGGACCGUGCCCUGCGCAAGGUUGUCGGGGAAUUCAAGGAUGCGCUGCGCAAUUCUGGUGGUGAUGGGCUGGGCCAGAUGUCCUUGGAGUUCUACCAGAAGAAGAAGUCUCGCUGGCCUUUUUCAGAUGAGUGCAUCCCAUGGGAAGUGUGGACAGUCAAGGUGCACGUGGUAGCCCUGGCCACAGAGCAGGAGCGGCAGAUCUGCCGGGAGAAGGUGGGUGAGAAACUCUGCGAGAAGAUCAUCAACAUUGUGGAGGUGAUGAACCGGCAUGAGUACCUGCCCAAGAUGCCCACCCAGUCGGAGGUGGAUAACGUGUUUGACACAGGCUUGCGGGAUGUGCAGCCCUACCUCUACAAGAUCUCCUUCCAAAUCACUGAUGCCCUGGGCACCUCGGUCACCACCACCAUGCGCAGGCUGAUCAAAGACACCCUUGCCCUCUAGGCCUUGCUGGAGCCAUGGGAGCUCUUCGGUGGCUCCCAGACCUUGACUUCUGUGGAUUGUACUGUUAGGCCCUUGGGGCUCUGGAGCUGGUCCUUGGUGAGACUUGGAAGGGACAGCGCCUGGUUUCCUUGGUUUGCGGUUGCCACUCUUUGGUCAUCCCCUUAACCUUUAUUGACGGUCAAGUCCUGCCUACACUGUCUCUCCACACCCCUUGUGGGGUCCACCUUCCUUCUCCACUGUACAGAAGAGCCACCACUGAGAUGGUGAAUAAAGUUGAGAAUGUGAGUUUGGGUUGA